Molecule: messenger RNA, 3801 nt
Organism: Pangasianodon hypophthalmus (striped catfish)
Lineage: Eukaryota; Metazoa; Chordata; Actinopteri; Siluriformes; Pangasiidae
Product: tumor necrosis factor receptor superfamily member 14-like
Exons: 6
Coding region: 2983-3675 (230 amino acids)
Biological process (GO): positive regulation of cytokine production involved in immune response; immune response; positive regulation of peptidyl-tyrosine phosphorylation
Cellular component (GO): external side of plasma membrane; membrane
Molecular function (GO): protein binding; transmembrane signaling receptor activity
Source: RefSeq, a predicted model, not a curated record
CAAUUCAGGGUAGGUAAUUAUGCUUACAAAAUGACAUAAAAUGACUGAUGUAGAUUUAAUGGACUGUAUAACGACUAGCUAGAUAAAGUUAGCUUGCUAGAUAUGUUAGCUAGCUAGAAAUCUAGAAAUUAUUAAUUGCUUUUUGAAGUUUUGAGGAUUGCCUAAUACUAUAGAACCGAGGGGUUCGUCCAGCUUUUGCAUUGUUAGCUAGUUCAAAUCUAAAAAGAAAAUAGAGAAAUGUAAAUAACAAUGUUAUCAAAGUGAUGAAUAUGCUGGCUGGAUAGUACAAAAGUUGAAUGUUUUGGCACAAAAUGCACAACAUUAGAAGAAAAAAAGGCAUGAUGCAGGGAGUAUCAUGGUUUGGAGCUGCUUUACUACCUCAGGGCCUCUCUGAUGCUUAAAAUAGGUUGGGUGAUGCAAAUGACUGAAAGCACACAAGUAAAACAACUAACGGCUGAAAAAGAAGAAAAUGUAUGUUUUGGAAUCGCCAAGUCCUGAGCUUAACCCAAUUGAGAUGCUGUGGCAUGACCUGAAGAGGGCUAUUCAAUCAAGAAAUUCCUCCUCGUUAUAGUGCCAGUCUUAUAAGCAGCCACGGGAAAUGUGUGGUGGACGUUGAUGCUAAAGGUAGAUCUACAAGUUACUAAAUUCAAGGUCCCACUUAGUUUUUCCAGCCUGCACUAUGAAUGAUGACUGAAUCAAUACACUCAAUAAAGACCUGAAAACUAUUAAACUACUACUGUAUGUGCAUUAUUAGUUUAGUUAAAUUGUGUUUGUCUAUAAUUGUGACUUAGAUGAAGAUCAGGCCACAUUUUAUGAGUAAUCAAUGCAAAAAUCCUGGUAAUUGUAACUUGCAACUAUACUGUGUCGUAUUUAAAAUGCAGUCCAGAUUAAAAUGUGCUGAAUAAACUGUCGCUUUCCAGCAGCCAAGAUCAAUCUUCAUCUGAUACAGACUGCUGUAAAAGCACUUCUCCGCAGAAGUGGUUAGAUGUGGGUUUAGUGUGUUUUUUGAAGAUGCAUUUUUGGUAGUGACCGCACAACCACAUGGAACCUAACCAGUCUGGUGGCAGAUAAUAUUUGGGUCACAGAGCUGGUCUUGGAAAUGACAUGCAAAAAAACUAACAUCUGUUAAAAACUAACAUCUGUUGCAGUAAUUUUGACCUAAAAAAUAGCACACAUGUUGCUUUGGAUUAUGUGAGAUGUUCAGUGGGCAGGUCUUCCUCAUUUUCUGCGUUGGUUUCUAGUGAAACUUUCUGGUUUCUGUUGAUGUUCCUCUUGGUGAACAUCUGUGUGAACAUAUCUGUACUGUGAAGCAUUAAAAUGUAUAUGGGGCCAUGCAGAAUCACUGGUCUCAGUAUGGGGCUGUCACAUUGUGAUGCAGGAUACACUGCCUGAUUAUUAUUUCACCUCAGACACUCAUACUUGUCUGUGUGUGUGUACAUUUUUUUAUAUAUAUAUAUAAUAGAAUAGGACAAAGUUGGUUCCACUUGUUUUUGAGGAUGUAGCCAGUGGCUGGGGGCUGGUGAAAGUCAGGGGAUUUCCACAAUUUCUCAUUUAACAGAAGUGAGCUGUGUUUCAUGUCCACAUUCAUUUCGUUGCUUUUCCUUUAAAAAAAAUGCCUGUGUGACUAUUCACUUAGACUAAAUGCUUAAAUAGAUGAACCUCAUUCCGUCUCAUUCAGUAUGACAAAGCAAUUUGGUUAUACUGGUAGAAACUGACACUGGAAGUCUGAUGCAGUGUCUUACUCUGUAUAGUCUCACUUCAACACAAUGUGUUUUAAGAGAAAGAUAUAGUCACUGGAUUAAACAAAUUCAUAGAAUUGUCUCUUUAAAAAUUAUGUUUGCAACCGUAAAUAUGGUUGGCUAUUUGCAGUGUCAGUCUCUCUUCAUGUGACCGCCUCUUGGCUACAUUUAGUACCAGACUCUUUACUGAAAGCUAAAAUUAGCUUGCAAGAUUAGACAAAACUAGGUGAUAGAAUUCCACACUGAUAUACAGUGGUCAGUUUAGAAAACAGAAGAGAUUCUAAACACGCAUUUUGCACAGUCACCAAAACACCAUCAUGUCCUCACAAUCGUCUGUGUCUUUCUACAGUUUUCUUUACUUCCUUUCCUUUCCUAUGUUGUUGCAGCUUUGUAAAGUGGAUAGGCAACACCAAAGGUGUUGCAUCUGCAGCACCUACAGAUUCACUGCAAGCUUACAACAAGCAAAACUGUUAAACCCACUCUGUUGUGGAGCUGAAUGAUUCCACUUACGCAAAUGUUACUCAUAUUCACCAUAAGAUCAUGGCUGCUCAUUUAACUCCAAAAUAUGUACAUUCAGCUACAAUCUGAGAAAACAGAAUAUAUUAUUUAGUGGUAGUGAGUUUAUAGUGAACAAUGAUAAGUAGAAGUAAAAGGGUCACUACUAAUGGUAUUUGAAUGUAUCCUUAGCUUGUUUCAGCAUGAAUUAAAAGACAUUUAUACCACAGCACUAUCCAAUGCUUGAUUCUGACUGAUCAGAAGGUGUUGAUUCAUUUUCUAUAACAGCAGCCCUGAUAGACUGAUGGAUCUUCAAGGCAGAUCACAGGUUUGUAUUAAUACACUAUGAAAGUGAGUUACAAAUUUAAAUAAGGAACUGGUUAGUACAAUAGGCUAAGCAAAAUUUCAGUUCUAUUUCAGUAAGUGGCUCUGAGAUACGAGGUAAGCUACUUUAAAAAUCAUUGGCAUAUAUAUAUAUAUGAAUGAUGUGUAAUUUAUUGGUGUGCCUUACUUUCCUGCUUUAUUUAUAAUGUACAUAUUUUUUAUUAAGUUCAAUAAAAAGUUUUGGGGAAGAAAAAAAAGAAGAAUGGUUUCCGGUCGCUUUGUCGCUGCAAGUUGCUGUAUGUGCGAGCGUACCUUGAGAGGCUGGUGAGCGACUGUUUAUAGCAGCUAUAAUGUAGGUGUACUUAAAACACACAGAUGACGUUUUCCUCCUUGUACUAUAAAUAGUGAAACUCCUACAUCUGCCAUGCGUUUGCCAUGCACUUAUAUCAUAUAUUCGGUAAUACUGAAAGUCCUUCGCGUAAUGUUCUGCAAAGCAUGCAACACUGCUGAGUAUGAAAUUGAUGGAGAAUGCUGUCCAAUGUGUGCUCCUGGUCACCAUGUGUUAAAACACUGCGACAGUAAUUCAGGCACGAGGUGUAAAGUGUGCAUUGGAUCAACCUACACUGAUGUCUCGAAUGGUCUGAUGGCAUGUCUCAGCUGCACUGUGUGUGAUGAAGGUAAUGGAUUAAGAGUAAAGCGUAAGUGUUUAUACAAUUCAGAUGUACUCUGUGAGCCUUUGCCAGGAUAUUAUUGUAUAGAAACUCAUGGCGAGAGCUGCAGAAAAGCCAGAGAGCACUCCACCUGCCUUCCUGGACAGCACAUCUACCAGAUCGCAACAUCUUUAACGGAUACAGUAUGUAAGGAUUGCUCUGAGGAGACAUAUUCAGAUGGUUCAUUAAUGCAUUGUGAACCACUUACAAAUUGUGACUCUUUGGGGCAGAUAACAAUCAUAAAGGGAACAAAGUCGAGUGAUGCAGUGUGCAGCCAUAAACCAACUCCUUUGGGCCUCAUCAUUGGGAUUUUGUUAUCGAUAUUGUUGAUUGUCAUUUUAAGUGUUGGUUUUUUUUUAUGGAAGAAAAAGAAACCUUUAACAGGCUGUAGGAAUCAUUUUCCCUGAGAAGAAUAUAUACAUUUUGUAUAUUUGUGUAUAUAUACGGUCAUUUCAGCAUUAAGGGAAAUUUUUGAGUAUGAAAAUUUGUAAUAUAUAUAUAUAUAUAUAUUAUAUUUUUAUAUUAAUAUAUAC